AUGGGCGCAUCAGCAGAUAUCGGAAAUCGUCUUUGUUUACUGACGUCGAGGGAAACACGUUUGAUUCUACACCUCUCGCACUCGUUUCUUCACGCUCAACCGGUUGAUUCGGUUCCCGGCGAGUCGGUCAAUUUGAAUUGUCUCUUUGAGAUCAUUCAAUCUUUGUUUUUUGUUUUUUUUUUGGUUUUCCAUUCACCUAGCCCGUGGACGCGGCUCAAUCAUACCAUGCAGGACCUUCAACUGACAGCCAUUGCGAUGGCCUGCUUAGCGCUGUUCCCAGGCCAUGCAAAUGCCUUUUGGCGUCUUCCUUGCCGUGGAAGAACUGGUCUCGCCCGCCUGGACCCCAUUGUGGAUCCGGGUGCGGUCUCACCUCACGUUCACGCGAUCCAUGGCAGUGGAGGCUUCGGUAUGAGCUCGACUCAGGAAACGCUCCUUGGUAGUGAUUGCACCUCCUGUGCCGUGACCCAGGACAAGUCUGCGUACUGGGUUCCCGCUUUGUACUUCAUGCAUGCCAAUGGUAGUGCUGAGGUAGUGGAAGAGGUAGGAGGCAUGCUUGCCUACUAUCUUCUGUAUGGUCAGGAUAUCACUGCCUUCCCAAAUAACUUCCGCAUGCUGGCAGGCGACCCCUACCUGCGCAAUUUCACCUGGCCAGUUCCCGACCCUCCCAAAUCCCAGUGGAGUGGUGAUCAGGUCUCACAGGCUGCUUUGCGCCAGAAGGCCCUUGGUUUCAAUUGCCUGAACUAUCAGAAACCCCCUGAAGGCUCUCUCUACCGCCAUUUCCUGCCCAACAAGGCCUUCCUUGAUGAGCAUUGCACCGAUGGAGUCCGCUUCGAGUUGAUGUUCCCAUCCUGCUGGAACGGCAAGGAUACCGACUCUGACGACCACAGAUCCCACGUCGCAUACCCGUCCCUUGUUAUGGAUGGUACUUGCCCGGAGGGCUUCGAAACUCGCCUGGUAUCACUCUUCUUCGAGACUAUUUGGAACACCUACGCAUUCAAGGGCGUCGAUGGAUAUUUCUCCCUCUCCAACGGUGAUCCGACUGGAUACGGCUACCACGGUGAUUUCAUGCAGGCCUGGGAGGAGGGUGUGCUACAGCAGGCCAUUGAAGUUUGCACGAGCGAGACAGGUAUCGUUAACGACUGCCCUGUUUUCGACAUUCAGUCAGAUGAUGAACAGCGUCAAUGUCAUUUCCCCGUCCCAUCCGUGAUCAAAGACGAAAAUUGUUAUAUGCACGACGGCGGAUUGCCUGGCGGUAUGGCUAUCCAGUGGGGCCCUGAGCCAGCCUCGAUGAAACCUGGAGCUGCAAGCACGACCACCGCCAAUUCGAGUGCACUUCCCACCAGUUCCGUUGCUGGUAGCUCGACUGAUCCCAACACUUUGCUUAACAACGCCCCCGUGCCCAGCACUGCUGAAGCUGCCACUUCUUUCGCUUCCACUUCGACUCCCUCGCCAGCUCCGACCCCCGUUACAUCGACUAUUGUCGAUCCUGUCAUCGAAGAGAUUAUCUACAUGCAACGAGAAGUUGUCGUCUACUGCGAUGGAAAUGGUGACACGUGCUCGACUAGCACUGGCCCUCCCCGUACUGUCUCCUCUACCACCACCACCAUUAUGGAAACCUCCACACCCGUGUCCUAUGUGAAGAAAAACACUGUCCCGGAACCCGUGGAGCCAGAACAGGCUGCUGGUCAUGCCCGCAGAAAUCUUCACCACCACCAUGGCCACGCACACAACUAG
Penicillium digitatum Pd1 is the source of this 1734-nucleotide messenger RNA. RefSeq names its product DUF1996 domain-containing protein. The record is from RefSeq and is a predicted model, not a curated record. NCBI's taxonomy places the organism in Eukaryota, Fungi, Ascomycota, Eurotiomycetes, Eurotiales, Aspergillaceae.